CAUCAUGUUCUUUCGGAUCAAGCAUAUUUAUUAUUCACGCACCUGUUCCACAUCGUUUUCAUUUUUUUUUCGUCCAAUUGACGCCGGUUAUAAAUAAAUCCGACCCUUACCACGGCAUCACCACUUAACGUAAUGGAGAACUGACUCAUUUCGAAAUUCCCUCUGUGUCCAACACGAAAUGCACUCAAGGAUCCUAUUCUUUCUAGCGUUAACACCUCUUGUGAUUGUUGUGAUCUACAGUCUACCUGCAAACAAACAGGCUGCUUUUCAGGUGCAACCGGCGAAUAGGCUGCUUGACCUGGAUAUCGACACCUUCAUUGAAGGCGUAUUGGCGGACUGGAAGUCUCCUGGAGGCUUAGGUGUAGCCGUUGUAAAGGGUGGUGACGAUGGCGGGUGGCAGGUUGAAACGAAAGGAUACGGGUUCGCGACGCUGGGUGGGAGCAGGGUAUCGGAAGAUACGCUCUUCUGCAUUGGUUCUAAUUCCAAGCUUUUCAAUGUUCUUGCGACUGGCCUUCUUAUUUCCAACGAAAGCCUCGUUCCCAGGAUUUCCUGGGACACCAGGAUCGCGGAUAUCGUCCCCGAGUGGGAGCUGAGGGAUCCUGUCGCGUCCGCAAGGAGUACGAUUGUUGAUUUGAUGAGCCAUCGGACGGGUCUCCCUCGGGAUGACUUGAUGUAUUCCUGGACGGAGGAUAUACACUCUUUGCUCCCCAGAUUCAAGUUCCUCCGGCCGUCGACAGAGUUUCGCGAUAAAUGGCAGUACAACAACAAUAUGUACACAUUACUGUCGUAUUUGCCGACUGUCCUGCUGCCGUCCAGGAUACCGUACACGCAAUAUGUCAAGGAACAUAUAUUCGAUCCUUUAGGUCUUAGCUCGACUACUUUUUCCGGAAACGUCGCGUUGGAGAGCGGGAACUUGGCGGAGGGCAUAGCGCGGGAUCAGGUCAAUAGGACGGAGGAUUUGUUUGGACAAGGUAUAUUGCGUUCGAUGCCUUACUGGAUUUCGGUUGAUGGAAACGACGGAUCGCUGCUAUCUGGUGCUGGUGGCGUGAUUAUGAGUGCCAGAGAUGCUGUAACAUGGCUACAGACACUCUUACUGAAUGGCAGAAAUCCUUUGACUCACGAGUCUGUCAUACCACCUGAAAUUAUCAAGAAGGCGGCCACCGGGGUCACUGUGGUUCAUGGACAAAUGAGUCAUCCAACCUUAUCUCCUGUUGUGUAUGGUGGGGGCCAAGCUAUUAUGGCAUAUCGAGGGCAUACUUUGAUUGAACAUGGAGGCUCUGCACCAGGUUUCCACACACAGAUAGCCAGACUUCCCUUCGAUAAUCUUGGCGUUGCGGUAUUCUCAAACGAUGACAUAUACGGCGACCGGAUCAUGAACAUUGUCAAGUUCGGUAUCAUAGACAAGGUUCUCGGUCUCGAGCGGAUCGACUGGAACGACAUAAUGAAGGCUGCUACAGCAGCGAGCUAUAAGAAGGCCUCCUCCCAGAUAAUCCCACGUCCGGACAACCCAAAGCCCCCGUCAGCACUUUGGGAAGGACGGUACAAGAAUGAUGCGUAUGGUGAAAUCCUGCUCUGCCUCGUCGGUCUGGAGUCGUCGACCCUACCAGAAUGCCAUAAGCUCACCGACGAAGUCUAUACGACCCUCCCAGGCGCGAUAGACCUCGCUAUCCCAACUUUGGUAGCCAAGUGGAACAAAAUCUGGGCUUCACAUAUCGUGUUGGAGCAUUUCGAUGGAGAUUUGUAUAAUGCGAGUGCUUUGGAUAGUAUUGCUACGGAUGACGGGUUCUGGGUGAAUCAGGAGGCGAGAGACGAGCUCAUUACGGCCGAGUUUGUGAUUGAGGAAGAUGGUGUUGGGUUUGGCUUGACCGGCGGGAUUUGGGGUGCUGGUCCCGGCGUCGAUCCUCCGAAGGGUGAUACAGUGCGGGAGAGAGCUGAAGUAUGGUUUUGGAAGGUGUAAUAAAGUGAUGUACAUUCGCACUAUGUAUCUAUAAUUUACACAUGGAAAGGUGA
This is a messenger RNA of Guyanagaster necrorhizus, 2010 nucleotides long. RefSeq names its product beta-lactamase/transpeptidase-like protein. The transcript has 11 exons. Bases 179 to 1957 code for a protein of 592 amino acids. Lineage: Eukaryota; Fungi; Basidiomycota; Agaricomycetes; Agaricales; Physalacriaceae. The record is from RefSeq and is a predicted model, not a curated record.